Molecule: messenger RNA, 3167 nt
Organism: Oncorhynchus mykiss (rainbow trout)
Lineage: Eukaryota; Metazoa; Chordata; Actinopteri; Salmoniformes; Salmonidae
Source: RefSeq, a predicted model, not a curated record
GAGAGAGAGCUGGUGACUCCGAGGCAGAGAGAGAGAGAGCUGGUGACUCCGAGACAGAGCACAACUGCCAGACUGAGUAAGGAUGUUGGGCCUCCUCCUGUGUGUGAGUUCCCUCCUCCUCCCCCUCCUCUCCCCCUCCCUCGCCCAGGGAUCAGGGCCGAGGGUGCGCCUGGCAGGUGAGAGGCGGGGCCCCAACGAGGGUCGAGUAGAGGUGUUCUAUAACGGGGCGUGGGGGACGGUGUGUGAUGACGAGGUGGAUAUUAACCUGGCCAACGUGGUGUGUCGAGAGCUGGGCUUCUCACGCAGUCUCACCUGGGCUCACAGCUCUAAGUUUGGGGAAGGACAAGGUCUGAUCUGGUUGGAUAACGUGCACUGCAUGGGGACGGAGCUCUCCCUGUCUGACUGUCACUCCAACGGCUGGGGGAUAAAUGACUGCACCCACUCUGAGGACCUGGGGAUCGUCUGUAGCACCCAGAGGAGGGUCCACUACUCCCCUAACCAGGUAGAGGGCUCCCCCACAUCCCUGGCCGUCCCAGUGGCCUCGGCCCGACCACAGAGGAUCCCCAACCUCUCCACACCGCCACGUCUAUCCACAGUCCAAGACAGGGUGGCCCCUCCUCCCCCUGCUCACAUCACAUCCCCCGGGAGAAGGGGUCAUGAGAUUGCCCUCCACCGCAACACCCCCAGAGGUCAGGGUCAAAGUUCACGGCAACAGCGUCGGGGUCAUGAUAUCCACUUGCGUACCCGGAACGGCCAGAGUCAGGCGGGAGGGGAGGCCAGGACGAGACAGGAGAACCCGGCCGUGCCUCAGGGGCAUCAGAUCCCCCCCCGGCUGGGGAAUGGUGCAGCCUACAGGCAGGCCCAGGAUGUGGGGCGGACCGGACCACAGGCGACCAGAUGGGAGGCAGAGAUCCCCAGGCAGCCCAGUGGGAACCAUGUUGAACCAGAGGCAGAAAUCCCCAACGUUGACAUCACAGACGGACAGGCGGCCAGUAGGGUGAGGCUGGAGGAGGUACGUCUCCGGCCUGUUCUGACAGGCGUCCGCACCGGCUUGCUGUCAGAGGGCGUUUUGGAAGUGAAGCAUGCUGGGAGGUGGCGUCAUGUGUGCGACCAGGGCUGGGACCUCAGCGGCAGCCGUGUGGUGUGUGGCAUGCUGGGAUACCCCUCCGCCGAGGCAUACGACCACACCGUCUACAGGAAACUAUGGGACGCCAAGCUGGCAGAUCCCUCUACAAGACUAGCAGGUCUGUCCAGUAAGAAGGGUUACUGGGUAGAGCAGGUCAAGUGUUUGGGUACGGAGCCUGUCCUCUCCCAGUGCCACUCCCAGCUCUCCCUCCCCAGGAACCAGGUCACCUGUCAGGGAGGCAUGUACGCCGUGGUGCGCUGUGUACCUGGACACCAGUUCACACGCCUCUCCUCGGGGAGACCGCCCGCUCCCCCCGACGUCCAGCUGGGGGUGCGUCUGAAAGCAGGCCCCAGGCUGGGGGAGGGCAGGGUGGAGGUGCUGAGAGAGGGGAAGUGGGGGACCGUGUCGGACCACCUGUGGGACCUGAAGGCAGCCAGCGUGGUCUGCAGGGAGCUGGGGUUCGGAUCGGCCAAGGAGGCCCUCAACAAGGCCCAGCUGGGACAGGGUACUGGACCUAUUCAUAUGAACUCAGUUCAGUGUACAGGCAGAGAGAAGUCUCUGCUGCAGUGUUCUUUCAGGGAGGUUCCUCUCUAUAGUGUAAAACACACUAAUGACGUGGCUGUGCGCUGCAACGUCCCCAACACUGGGCUGGAGACCACGGUGCGGUUGGCGGGGGGCAGGGAGCCUGCAGAGGGGCGUGUAGAGGUGCUGAUGGAGGUGGGAGGGGUACAGCGCUGGGGGGCCGUCUGCAGUGAGAACUGGGGCAUCAACGAGGCCAUGGUGGUGUGCAGACAGCUGGGCUACGGCUUUGCAAACAGAGCCCACCAGGAGACGUGGUACUGGCCCGGCGCUCCGGAGGCAGCAGAGGUGGUUCUGACUGGAACCCACUGCAUCGGCACAGAGAUGUCCAUACAGCAGUGUCGUAGGAACACACAGGUCUACUGUCCCAGGGGAGGAGAUGGCAAGGCGGCUGGGGUCACCUGUGUUGAGACGGCCCCUGACCUGGUAUUAGAUGCCCAGUUGGUCCAGGAGACAGCCUACCUGGAGGACCGCCCCUUGCACCUCCUGACCUGUGCCAAUGAGGAGAACUGUCUGUCGUCCUCUGCUGCCCGGAUGAGCUGGCCUUACGGACACAGACGCCUGCUACGAUUCUCCUCACGCAUCAUGAACAUGGGCCGGGCCGACUUCAGACCUAGAGCGACCAGGGAGUCCUGGACCUGGCACCAGUGUCACAGGCACUACCACAGCAUUGAGGUGUUCACCCAUUAUGACCUUCUGACCCUGAAUGGAACUAAGAUCGCUGAGGGUCACAAAGCCAGCUUCUGUCUGGAGGACACCUACUGCCCCGAAGGUAUCCAGAAGCGCUACGCAUGCUACAACAUGGGAGAGCAGGGUAUCCAGGUAGGUUGCUGGGAUACGUAUCGCCAUGACAUCGACUGUCAGUGGAUCGACAUCACAGACAUCAGCCCCGGGGAGUACAUCUUUCAGGUUGAAGUGAACCCCUCGUUGGACAUGGCUGAGUCAGACUUUCAGAACAACGUGAUGCGUUGCCGCUGCAAGUACGAUGGAGGACGUGUCUUCAUGUUCGGCUGCCACGCUGGUGAUGCAUACAGUCCAGAGGUGGAGGAUCUGUUUGAGCACCAGCGUCAGAUCACCAACAACUUCCUCUAACCAACGGAACAACAGAAGAACCAAUGGGAGAUCUCCAUCCAACAGAACAACGAAUGAGAGACUUCAGAACAACCAGUCAACCAAUGGGAGUUCUCAGGGCCGAGCUUUGGAACCACAGCUCAUCUCAACUUACCCAAUCAGUGGAGAGGAGCCGGAGGAGAACCAGGAAGCAGGGGUUGGAAUGGACUGUGGGGGGGAGGGGGGAGGAAUGAAGAGGGGAGGGAAGGGGGGAAUUGUCAAAGAAAGAAUCACCUGAACAUCAAGCAAUUAUCGCACCUUCCCCAUCACUAACCAUAUCUCUGAGAGAGAGAGAGAGAGAGAGAGAGAGAGAGAGAGAGAGAGAGAGAGAGAGAGAGAGAGAGAGAGAGAG